Messenger RNA from Closterium sp. Naga37s-1, 2703 nucleotides. NCBI's taxonomy places the organism in Eukaryota, Viridiplantae, Streptophyta, Zygnematophyceae, Desmidiales, Closteriaceae. The record is from the annotation of a GenBank genome assembly.
AUGGAAGCUGAACGACUCGCUGAAGGCACGGAGGUGAGGCAGCGCAGCCUCUUGAAUAUGCUCAGCAACGAUCCUGUCAUGGCGAGGGUCGUCAAAUGCAUGCAAGGGGCUCACUGGAUUGCGCGGAACGACGCUCCUAUCGCGCUCUUCCCCAUGCUGGUGCGGUUCAUGGCGGAGCAAGGAUGCCCCGACAUGAUGAACGGCGAAUCAUACGCCUUCGGCGGGUUCGUAGAGGCUAUGGCGGAGCAUCUGGUGGCCAAGCAGCUCGUGGACAUCAAAGAGUCGGCCUGGUACAGCCUCUCCUUCGAUGAAUCCACGGAUCGCGCCCGUGGAAAGCACCUCAUCGUGUAUGUCACGUUUGAGAGAGGCGAGGCCGUGGUGUCCCAGUUUCUUGCUCUCCUGUCGCUCGAUCGUUGCGACGCCGCAGCACUGCACGACGCGAUCGUGAAGUGUCUGUGGUCGAAGGACAUGUCGAUGGACAAGCUUGUCGGGGUGUCAACGGAUGGUGCACCCGUGAUGACUGGCUCGAAGAACGGCGUUGUCGCCAUGCUUCGGAAACGAUGCCCGUGGCUGGUGGCGAUUCACUGCGUGGCGCAUCGCGAGGCAUUGGCUGCCAAGGAUGCCGCGAAGAGCUUCAAGGAGUUCAACGUCGUCGAUCAGAUGAUACGCCAGACUGCAGAGCGUCUCGGGCGUUCAUCGACCGAUCACAAGACCUACAUGCAUCUCCAGGACGUCAUUCUGCAGACGCACCUGGAGGUGCAAGGCUUCUGCACCGUCCGUUGGUUGUCUCGCGGGGAUGCUGUGAAUCGCUUCUGUGACGUGCUGCCGGUGCUCAUGUGGAUGUGGACGAAGGAGAAGGACGAGACGGAGAAACUCGCUACCAGCUUCAAGUUCCACUAUAUGCUUUAUCUCCUGGCUGACGUGCUGCAACUGCUCAAUGGACUCAAUCUAUCCUUCCAGAAGCAGACAGUCGACAUCACAGAGGUGAAGAAUCAUGUCGACAAGGUGAAGACCAAGUUGUCGCAGUACUACGUCGAGCCCGGCGCAUCCAACGGGCCAAACACCUCUCGCCUGAACAAGUUCCUUGCUGCACACGGCAGCAAUGACAAGCGCAAGCUGGAGCUCAAGGGAGUGGACGAGAACGGCAAGCCUGCAAAAGCCGAGAUCGAGCUUCACGAGGACAUCAUCGACCCUGAAAACCCAGGGGGGGGAUGCGACUUGGAGGCAUGCGUGGACCUGGCGAGGCGUUUCGCACAGCGCCUGAUUAAGGCGCUGGGGAAGAGGAUGGCGGACCUGCGCCAUUUCGAUGGUGUUGGAUUUUUCUCCCCUGAUAAGUAUCCCGACCGUGCAGGAGAGCAGGACGCAUGGUCUGGUGAUGGCGACGAGCCCGUUCAGGAGCGGCAUCGCCGGCGUGAAUCCCGAUGUCACGAAUCCGAGGACCAUCCGUUGCCGAAGCGCGCCAAGCUGGGUGACGUGGAUGAAGAUUUUGCCGAGGGUGCUGCCGCCGGUGCUGCUGUCGGUACAUCUUCGCUUCCACGUGCUGCUGAUGAGCGACGUAAAACAGCUUCACAAGCGCAUGCUGCUGACGAGGGACUUCAGAUAUUUUCAUCACCGGGUGCUGCUGAUGAGGGGCCUCGGGUAGCUUCACCACCACGGAAUGCUGACACGCACGGACAAGCAAUUAAUCCACGCUCACGCGACGACGAGUCGGCGCGUCGUGGUCGUGCGGAAGGUGCAUCUGUGGCGAGCGACAUCCUUCGUGUUACCAUGAGUUGUGCAUUUCGUGAUGGUGCUGCUGAUGAUGCGUCCGCGGCGGGGGGAAUCGACGAGCUGUGGCGGAAGGCGGAGCUGCGCGCGGUGACCGCGGAGGUGGCGGAAAGCGAGGCGCGGAUGAAGGCGCUGGGGGCGGAGAGGGAUGCGCGGGAAGCGAGGGUUGCGCGCGCCAGCGAGAGGUGCAGGAAGGCGGAAGUGUCAAUCCAGCAAGCCACGUCAGCAGUGCACAUGGCGCGGCACGCGCAGUACUCCUUGCGGGCGGCAGAAUGGGCGGCAGCAGUGGGAGUGAGAGAGGGAGUGGCGGCAGCAGAGGAAGGGAGAAGACGGUUGAAUCAGCUGCUGAUGCUGGCAGGAUCUGAAUCAGGGCACGGGGAUGAUCAAACCAAGAGUAUUACACUUGGUGGUGAUGGUAUGCUGAUGCUGGAAGGAUCAGAUGCAGCAGCGUCAGGGAAGAGAGAUGAGAAGGAGUCCACUUUUGAGGCGCCUCAAACCAAGAGUAUUACACUUGGCGGCAUUGGUAUGCUGAUGCUGGCAGGAUCGGAUGCAGCAGCAUCAGGGAGGAGAGAUGAGAAGGAGCAUGCAGCACAUGGCUUGCGGCAGGGUUUUGAGUCGACUCAAAAGUCAGCUGUGCUAAUGUUGGAAGGAUCGGAUGCAGCAGCAUCAGGGAAGAGAGAUGAGAAGGAGCAUGCAGCACAUGGCUUGCUGCAAGGGAAGCGGCAGGACGAUGCGAUUGAUGGAGCGGCGGGGCGGGUGGAGCGCGGAGGGGCGGAGUUACACGGGGAGCGAGAAGCUGAGGGGAGUGGAAGGUUAGAGGGACGGCCAUUGGAUGCCUUGCAUGCGCUGAAGGCCCUGCAGAUGGCAGCAAAGGAUCUCUCAGCAGCAUCCUUUGCAGUGGCGGAUCAUGGUGUUGACCUGGGCUGGGCGUUGUAG